AUGCAUCCAAACGUGCCUGAACCGGUCAAUAUGACAGGGUACGGACGAUGGGAGACUGUCAAGGCCCAUAGUCGCCGGUUUAUCAACAGUCGCCUGGUGCCAUUCAUCGUCGCUUUACUAGCCCCAGAAUGGAUCCUCCUAUUCAGUCAGGUUCAGUGCGCAGUAGCCACGCGUAUAGCAAAAAAGCAUGGUCUCUCGCGCAGUCAGGUUUUCUUCAUUAUAAUGGGUGGAUUCCACCUAUUCGAGCGCAAUGUGGAUAUCAUCAACAACUCGACAACUUUCCUUACCACAGAGGCGGCAAACGAGGUAGAAUUCACAACUUCCCGACUUCUUGCAACCGACGACACCGAAAUACCUCGCCACCCACUGGACCGGUUCGACGUAUUGGACCUCCUAUACGCGGGGAAACUAGAAAUGCCUCGCCCCGGUGAAAUCCAAGACAAGAGCAAAAAUGACUGGAUUGCCAAGACGACCGUUGUCGUACAGACGGCUUGGUUCAUUGCUCAAUGCAUUGGACGCAAAGCACAACGUCUCCCCCUCGCCGAGCUCGAAGUCAUCACUCUUGCGUAUACGCUUGUCAAUUUGAUGAUCUAUAUCAAUUGGUGGGACAAGCCCUACCAGGUCGCAGAGCCGGUACGCUACUACGGUGAGCUCCCCGAACGAGAUCACAAGCAUCCAAUGUCGAAAGAGAUUCCAAAGUUGCCAGUCAUCACGAGGAUGCUCCUAUACCUUGUAUGCAUACAGGACGAGUUCACAGACCUGCGCCGUCUGAAGCGAACUCCAACAUUCUAUACGGGUGCGACGAGCUAUGGUGAUGAGCAAUUUGCAUCUAUGCGGGGUCUAUGGAUCCUCUUUGUCGUCGGGACGGCAUUUGGGGGUAUCCACCUCCUCGCAUGGGCAUCAUUCUUCCCAACUCCCCUUGAACGUCUCCUAUGGCGCAUAUCUGCGAUUACGCUGACGGUGGGGCCAUUCCUAACCCCUACCCUGUCGAUCAUUUUCCUUGCACUAAUGAAUUGCUUCAAUACCUCCUCCAUAUUGAGGAUCAUAGUGUCGACCAUUAGUCCCAUCGUCUAUCUCAUUAGCAGAGGGAUAUCUAUGACAGUCGCGUUGACGACGUUGCGGAAUCUACCGCCGGAAGCAUAUCGAAACCUCGAAUGGUCAAACUUCCUCCCACAUACCUAA
Molecule: messenger RNA, 1182 nt
Organism: Serendipita indica DSM 11827
Lineage: Eukaryota; Fungi; Basidiomycota; Agaricomycetes; Sebacinales; Serendipitaceae
Source: the annotation of a GenBank genome assembly